CACUACAAGCCAUCGAUGGAUACAGACGACUGCCAGAUGAUGUUUAUUGUCAUUUUGUUGUACCAUUAGGCUAUAUUAUCCCAAUGUAGGCUAAUGGGGUGAGAUAUUUUGAUAUUGUUUUUCAAUGUUGACAAUUUCUAUAGAAAAGUUAACGGAAAGUUAUAAUGGGUUUUAUUUGCCAUGAUAAUCUGUCAAGUGCUGUGAUAUGCUUGUCUUCAACUGAAAAGCGUAUUCACGGUGUCACCAUUUCGAUUGAGAAACAGUCAAUUUGGACAACAAAGGAGUUUUAUCGCAUGAUCACUCACCAUGCAUGGAGCCUUAUUCCAACGAUAACAUUGCAUGGGUUAGGAUAAUGCUAUCCUGAUAAGGACCAAAACUAUUAUUCGGUUAGUAAUGCAAGGGAGCAUGGUCUCAAUUACUAUGCAAGGUAGGUGUGUAAAUUGGUGUGCAGGAUAAACGUGGUCUUUAGGGGGACUGACGGCGACUCGCUUUAACGCAAAGGUCUAGCUGUGAUUUAGGAGGCUUUGUAACCUGAAUUAGUUGAUGAAUUUUCUAUCGAUCCUAAACAAGCCUAGAUUCAUCUCUGACAGGCUUCUGCUGCACGCCAGGGCAUUCUCUCACCAUUAUUAGCGAGUGCAUUUAAAAGCCUGGCAAGAACGAGCACACGGCAUCACUUUCCCAGCCCUUGUUUUGAAAAGCUCCAGUAUAAAGAAGAAAAAAAUCGUUCAAAGGAAUCUAGCUUGACUAUCAAGUUUGGGACGCAACACUUUUCUUGUUUAUGUACUGUAUGGGGAAUUGGGCAGGUGAGGGGGUUGGCUAGUUGAUCUGCUCUAUAGACCGUGUGUAAACUCCGGUGUUAUGUAUUUCUGGCGUGUCUGCUUCGGGUUGUUAUUGUUUUGAUUCGUGCUUUUCGUAGAGCGUGCCAGUGUGUAAAAAAGUAUGCAACAUUCGAAUGCCACAUACUAUGCCAGGAUGAUGUGCGGGUUCUGCUAUGCCUAAUCCUAUUUCCUUAUCCGGGAAUCGUCAGGAUCCACGCCAUUGGCUCUCGCUGUCACAUGGAUUCUUAACUUUGUUCACUUGACAGAAAGUAGGAGGGUUCUACGAAACAGGAAAACGAGUAAAGCGAUAGAUAUACAUUUUAGUAUAUUUUGUGUGCAAUUCAAAGAAAUUAAUGGCCAUGAGUUCCUAUUUGAUCAACUCCAACUAUGUGGACCCCAAGUUUCCACCCUGCGAGGAAUAUUCACAGAAUGACUACCUCCCCAGUCACUCUCCGGACUACUACAGCGCCCAGAGGCGAGAGCCUGCGUUUCAGAAUGAGUCGAUCUACCACCAGCGGUCGGGCUGCGCCGACCCGCCUUACACAACGUGCCAGGGUCCGGGGCAGCCCGCGUUGGUGAUGUCUCCACGGGGUCACGUCCUCCCCCCAGCUGGACUCUCAACCCCUCUCCCGGAGCCUAGCCACCAUUGCGACUCCCUAACUCCAAGCCCUCCACCCGCGUGUGGCCAGAAUCCCCUCAACCAUAGCCCUUCCACCGCCAGCUCUCGCAAGGAUCCGGUGGUUUACCCCUGGAUGAAAAAAGUCCACGUAAACAUCGUGAAUCCAAAUUACACAGGGGUGGGUGAGCCCAAACGCUCGCGGACAGCCUACACGCGACAGCAAGUCUUGGAGCUGGAGAAGGAGUUCCACUACAACCGCUAUCUGACCCGGAGACGCAGAGUGGAGAUCGCCCACACCUUGGUUCUGUCCGAACGCCAGAUCAAAAUCUGGUUCCAGAACCGGCGGAUGAAAUGGAAGAAGGACCACAAGCUGCCCAACACCAAGAUUCGCUCCAACAGUAACUCCAACAACACAAACUCGCAAAGCAGCGGGCUCGCGCUGGGGAGCUCUCAGAACCGAACCAGCGGGCCUCCACCGAGCCUAUAGCCUCCCUCCUUUUCCUACCCAUCCACCACCCACCCAACAUGCACUUUGAAACCUCCGUUUCUGGAGUUAGAUACAUGGAUUCCACCAUGUUUUUACCUCUCCCAUCAAUUCAAUUACAGGGUUAUAACACGUGGGGGGAGUAAAAACGAAGAGAAAAUGUGUCUCUUAAAAAAUGUAAAAGGGGAGAAGAUUCAAACACAAACACUUCCAAUGAUGUGUUCACAACCUGAUCCAUUUCCUUUUUUUAUCCCGUGCCCCUCUCAUUCUCUCUCUCCUUCUCUCUCGCCCCCCCCCGCUCCAUUAGGACAGAAGGCGGCAGAUACUUUUCAGAUUUGGUGAAGAUGGAUCCGUGUUUCAUCUUUAAUCAUGCCAAACUCGGCCCCAUUUGUCAUGUUUACUCUGCAGUACAAAGGGUGAACGGUGGGGCCUGCACAUUACCUCAACGUCCAAAGUU
Messenger RNA from Oncorhynchus keta (chum salmon), 2378 nucleotides. RefSeq names its product homeobox protein Hox-B4a. The transcript is spliced from 2 exons. Bases 1172 to 1924 code for a protein of 250 amino acids. Gene Ontology annotation, molecular function: RNA polymerase II cis-regulatory region sequence-specific DNA binding; DNA-binding transcription factor activity, RNA polymerase II-specific. NCBI's taxonomy places the organism in Eukaryota, Metazoa, Chordata, Actinopteri, Salmoniformes, Salmonidae. Gene Ontology annotation, cellular component: nucleus. The record is from RefSeq and is a predicted model, not a curated record. Gene Ontology annotation, biological process: embryonic skeletal system morphogenesis; regulation of transcription by RNA polymerase II; anterior/posterior pattern specification.